AUGAGUGUGUUUAAGAAGAGGAAGAGAUUAGGAGGGACAAAUACUAAGCAGGCUACACCUGAACUGAAUAUCAAUGUGGGAUACGAAGAUGAAGAUAUAGAAAGCAACGAACUACAACCGCUGAGGGUAAAUCGACUUGAGUUUCGGGAUAAUGACUUUACCGAUAGUAAUGACAAUAAGAGUAAUUCUGACAGCGAAUACGAUAACUUGAUAGAAAAUAUGAAGUUAGCAAACUCAAAUUACAACAAAGAUAGUGGUACCAAAAUAAAAGCUAUAACUGAUGAUAAUGAUGAUGAUGAUUCUAAUGCAGUUGAGGACAUAACAAUUGAUGAUAUUAAUAUGCCAGUUACUGAGGUCGAUAGUACUAACUUGGAAGAUACAAGAUUAGCAUUAACUGAUAAGGAGAAGAGAGUAGAAGAACUAACAAGAAAAAACGAGAUAGAAAGCGGGUUAGCCAGGCUAGACAAUCGAAUUACCGACUGGGAGAAGAAAAUAUUAAGUCAAAAUAUCGGAAUUCAGGAUCAAGCGGAUAUUGAAAUGCCAGAAUUGACUAUAUCUGAUCUGGAUGAUCCAAUAGGUGAGCACAUUUCCGCGUUGUCAAGAAGCCAAAAGUUUUUAACUUUGCAACUUGAAAGACUUAAUAACGAGAGGAAUAACUUAGAAAAUGAUAUCAAUAUGCUAAUAAAAUCAAUAUCUACUCAGCAAUGA
Messenger RNA from Nakaseomyces glabratus, 708 nucleotides. RefSeq lists its product as uncharacterized. Gene Ontology annotation, biological process: spliceosomal complex disassembly. The record is from RefSeq and is a predicted model, not a curated record. Gene Ontology annotation, cellular component: U2-type post-mRNA release spliceosomal complex. Lineage: Eukaryota; Fungi; Ascomycota; Saccharomycetes; Saccharomycetales; Saccharomycetaceae.